GCGGGCGGGCGGGGCGGGGGGCCGUCAUGGCGGCCUGCGCGGGGAGCCGGACCCUCAGCAAGGACGACGUCAACUACAAGCUGCACUUCCGCAUGAUCAACGAGCAGCAGGUGGAGGACAUCACCCUGGAUUUCUUCUACCGCCCGCACACCAUCACCCUGCUCAGCUUCACCAUCGUCAGCCUCAUGUACUUCGCCUGCACCCGGGAUGAUUCUGUCCAAGAAGAUAAUAUUUGGAAGGGCAUCCUGUCUGUAAUUUUCUUCUUUUUAAUCAUCAGCGUUUUAGCUUUUCCCAAUGGUCCGUUUACCCGGCCUCAUCCGGCUUUAUGGCGAAUGGUUUUUGGCCUCAGUGUGCUAUAUUUCCUGUUUCUGGUGUUCCUGCUCUUCCUAAACUUUGAGCAGGUGAAAGCAGUGAUGUAUUGGCUGGAUCCAAAUCUUCGCUAUGCCACAAGAGAAGCCGACAUCAUGGAUUAUGCUGUGAACUGCCAUGUCAUCACCUGGGAGAGGAUCCUCAGCCAUUUUGACAUAUUUGCAUUUGGGCAUUUCUGGGGGUGGGCCAUGAAGGCCUUAUUGAUCCGAAGUUAUGGACUGUGUUGGACAAUCAGUAUCACCUGGGAGCUAACCGAGCUUUUCUUCAUGCACCUUCUACCAAAUUUUGCGGAAUGCUGGUGGGAUCAAGUCAUUCUGGACAUCCUCUUGUGUAAUGGAGGUGGUAUCUGGCUAGGCAUGGUAGUCUGCCGAUUUUUAGAAAUGAGGACUUAUCACUGGGCAAGCUUCAAGGACAUUCACACCACUACAGGGAAAAUCAAAAGAGCCGUGCUACAGUUCACUCCUGCUAGCUGGACCUACGUUCGCUGGUUUGACCCCAAGUCGUCAUUUCAGAGAGUGGCUGGCAUAUACCUUUUCAUGAUCAUCUGGCAGCUGACGGAGUUGAACACUUUCUUCUUGAAGCACAUCUUUGUAUUCCAAGCAAGUCACCCUUUAAGUUGGUGUAGGAUUCUCUUUAUUGGUGGCAUCACCGCACCCACUGUGAGGCAAUAUUACGCUUACCUCACCGAUACACAAUGCAAACGAGUAGGAACACAGUGUUGGGUAUUUGGGGUCAUUGGUUUCCUGGAAGCUAUUGUUUGCAUAAAGUUUGGGCAAGAUCUGUUUUCCAAAACACAAAUACUCUAUGUUGUGCUCUGGCUUCUUUGUGUGGCUUUUACCACUUUCCUGUGUUUGUAUGGCAUGGUUUGGUAUGCAGAGCACUGUGGUCACCGAGAAAAGACCUAUUCCGAAUGUGAAGACAGCACUUACAGUCCAGAUGUCUCCUGGCUUCAUUCGAAAUUUACGAAAGGUACUGAAGACAGCCCACCCAAGCACUCAGGGAACAGUGAGAGCCACUCUUCCAGAAGACGGAAUCGCCAUUCCAAAGCGAAAGUAACCAACGGAGUUGGCAAGAAGUAGAGGACCCCAGUUGAUUCAAGCUGGUCCUGAGAGUGCCCAGAACCGAGGGAAUCCCAACCAGUCCCCAGCUAGGAGGUUACUCUGCGGAAAGAAAACAGGAGGAGGGAAAGGAAAACUUUUUUGCUUUUCGUUAACGGAGGGCUAGUCUCUGUGUCCAGAUGGGACUGUCCGUCUCUUCCAGAUCAUCGCCUGUUGUCACUUGCCACCCACUGGGUUUAAUCGAAAUUUUCCCUGCCCGUGGCACUUCGCCACCAGUAGAGGUGCCGGGUUUUCAGAGGGAAAAGUAUGCUGUUUUGUGCACUUCUGCCAAGAGCAUCCGUGUGUUCAGAUGUUGUGGUUGCGUUUUAGGUGUCUUCAGUAAGGCCCUACGGUGUCUUUGGUCUGGACACCUGAAAUCUUCUGUAUUCACUGUUGCAAUAUGGGAAGUCUAUCUGGUUUUUGGUUUUUGUUUUGUUUUUUCCUUGAAAGGAGGAAAAAUAUCCUUUUUCAGUCUUGGCUGUUUGUGUGUGUGUGUGUGUGUGUGUCUAGUUGGUUCUUUCUCUCUCUCCCUCUCCCUCUCUCUCCCUCUCUCCCUUCCUUCCUUCCUUCCUCUCCUUCCAGUCCUUCCUCUCCUUCCCACCCCCAAAGAACAAAAUGUCAGAAAUCUGUGUGCCCGCAAAUAAAAGGUCAGGUAUCUUGCAGAGGAUGUUGGGACUUCAGAUUUUAUAGUUGUUCCACCGAAAUUGUCCAUUUACCCUGAAAUUUCCACAGUGCAUAUGAAACGAGCCUGUUACAGAGGCAGUGAGUGCUGUGGCUUCUGUCUACAUCCGGAUGCCUUUACAUUUAUUUUACCUUGUUUUUCUUCCGAGGUGUAGUGGUUGACUCUAGGUAUGUCUUUUAGUGUCACACGUGAGGUGCUGGUAAGUCUAUUAUUCUUUCAGCUGUGCCACGCUUUGUAGAACACUUGUCACCUUAUACCACCUUCACCUCUGCUGGAUCUCAGUUUUAAAUAAAAUGAUUUGUGUUCAAGCCCGUCAAA
Tachyglossus aculeatus (Australian echidna) is the source of this 2466-nucleotide messenger RNA. It is a transcript of the gene PTDSS1, whose product is annotated as phosphatidylserine synthase 1. Bases 27 to 1448 code for a protein of 473 amino acids. Lineage: Eukaryota; Metazoa; Chordata; Mammalia; Monotremata; Tachyglossidae. Gene Ontology annotation, biological process: phosphatidylserine biosynthetic process. The transcript is spliced from 13 exons. Gene Ontology annotation, molecular function: L-serine-phosphatidylethanolamine phosphatidyltransferase activity. The record is from RefSeq and is a predicted model, not a curated record.